AAUCACACGUGAUUAAUGGCCGGAACCUUCAUAGCAACAAUAACAACUAAUCGAUAGAUCUUGAAAAUUCGUGCUGAAAUCAUGAGUUCAAAUGGUGAUUCAGAUAAUGAAGGACCGACUGUUGAUUCUGAAAAUCCGGAAGAGAGAGUUGCAGCCAGAAGAUUGCGAAUCACACGUAGAAUAGAAGCUGCUAAGAGGGCUGAAAGAGGAGAAGAUUUAGACGAUGCAAAAGAAGCAAAAGAAGAACUAAGUAAGAGCAGAAAACAGAUAGAAGCAAGUCGACUUCGUUUAACUAAGUUAAUUGAGGAUGGUGUUGAACUGGUCACUAAUAUACGUGUUGGUUGUGAUGCAAGGGAGGCAGCCAGGCGAACAGAUGAAGAGGUUAAAAAACAGGACAGAAAUGGUAAACUUAAGCAUGAAGGGAAGACAAUGGCUGAAAAGUUUGAAAAUAUUACAAAGAAAUGGGAAUCAGCACUACAAAAAGAAAUUCCACAAUCAUUAAGAGCUGAAUUAAAGCAGCAGAAAGAUUCCUGUGACCAGUUGGUAUCAGACAAAAAUAAAAUCAUCAAUGAUUACCAGAAGGUCCUUAAAGAAAAAGAUGAUUCCCAUGUGAAAGAUCUGAAGAAACAAGCAGAAGAUAUAGAACUGAUGACAGCUAGAAUGGAUGAACAAAUAGCCUCACUGACUAAGGCUUAUAAGGAAGAAUUGAGAGAAAUUGAGAAUGCAUUUACAGCAGAAAGAAAUGAAUUGUUGGAACUUCAGAAAAAGAAGUGGGAAGACAAGAUGGAAGGAAGGAGACAGAAGGAAAUAGAAUACAUGAAAGGUCGUGAAAAGCGUGUUGAGGAUUUUGAAAAUUCAAUUCAUGAAACCAGAAUUAAAGAUUCCGAAGAAUAUAAUGAUAUUAAAAUUAGCCUGGAGACAAAUAUUCAGAUACUUGAACAACAGUUACAACAGAUGAAAGCAACAUACCAACUCAAUCAAGAAAAACUAGAGUAUAAUUACCAAGUCUUAAGAAAACGUGAAGAUGAAAAUAAUAUAACAAGAUCACAACAAAAGAGAAAGAUCACAAGACUCUCUGAUGUGUUGAGUGGACUGAAGAUAAAACUAGCAAAACAGGAAAAACAGUACAAAGAUGAGAAUACACAGCUGAGUGAUGACUAUAAAAGAAUUACAGAACAGUUCAGAGAUUUACAAAGGAAAUCAAGACACUUCAUGCAAGCUGAUGCAAAGAAAUUUCACGACGUAUGGUGUAUGAAUGAGGAGGAAUGUAAAGAGUUAGCCCAUGGUGUGUUGGAAGCUGACAGAAUUGUAUUUGAGCAUCAACUAGGACUGAAAUACCAAACUCCUGAUGUAGCAUUCUUAGAAAAUGUAGGACCCCUCAACAUUGAUGAAAGUAAAAAGAGUGGUGUGUCAGCUCACCAGAUUGUUCAGGAAGUCAUGUCUCAAACAGCUGGAAGUCAGGUUGAAGAACCAAAAGAAGACGACGAUGCUGAUAGUAUACCAGCAGACCGGAAACCAGUUAAAAGUACUCUGUUGUCCAAAAUUAAUGCCAAUGUCAUUAAGUCAAUACUGGAACUACUAUGUGAUGAAUCGGGAUAUUUAGUGGAACAGAAAUUAAACAAAUUAUUAACACCUCUAGAAAAAGACGAACGAUCACUGAUGAAGCUGGAUGCUAUAUUUACAGCUUUAGGAAUAGAAACAGAAGAAGACAUACAUUUAUUAUCCAGUUACUUCAUGCAUGUCAAGGGAGGAAAACCACAACAGACGGAAGAGAAAGAAACUGAUGAAUUUGAUACACAAACAGACAUGACAGGGGAGAUGGAAGAUAUUGAUGAAGAGAUUCGUAAACUGACCGGCAAAGAAGGUGAUAAUGUGUCAACAAAUAGUGAAUCUAUAGAACUGAUUCAUCCAAACGAGGUGCUUAAAGGUCUGAGGGCAUUUGUGGAGGAAAAUAAACAACCUCCAAAAGAGAAAGGAAAACAAUCUCAUUUCAAGAUCCAAGCUUUAGAAGAAAGGGACAGUUCACAAGACUCAGAAUAUUGGUCCAGAUAUGCUAAACUGAUAGAUACACCAAAAGAAAGACUAUGGGAUGCAUUGAUAGAAGGCCUAGAGAAAUAUAGUGAAACACUGACAUCCAGAUCAAAUUUGAUAAAUGAGACUGAGGCUUUGAAACAACAGAAUGCAGAACUGAGGAUGUUGCUACAUCAAUAUGUUAAUUCUAAGGUGAAUGCUGAGUUGGAAAUCCCACCCACAAGAGUGUUACAGUUAGAAAUGAAUCCAAUGAGAUAGACAUUCCAAUCAUUGUACAAUUAUAGGAUUUACAAAGUGACUGUGAUAUUGUGUACAUAAUAUUUAUCUUCUGUAUGGAAGCAUUUUACUGAAAUUUUAAAUAUAUAAAAUA
Mytilus californianus (California mussel) is the source of this 2401-nucleotide messenger RNA. Its product is annotated as dynein regulatory complex protein 1-like. NCBI's taxonomy places the organism in Eukaryota, Metazoa, Mollusca, Bivalvia, Mytilida, Mytilidae. Gene Ontology annotation, cellular component: axonemal dynein complex; axoneme. The transcript is spliced from 19 exons. Gene Ontology annotation, biological process: regulation of cilium movement; axonemal dynein complex assembly; cilium-dependent cell motility. The record is from RefSeq and is a predicted model, not a curated record. Bases 82 to 2289 code for a protein of 735 amino acids.